This is a messenger RNA of Leucoraja erinaceus (little skate), 6527 nucleotides long. Its product is annotated as TBC1 domain family member 14-like. The transcript is spliced from 13 exons. The record is from RefSeq and is a predicted model, not a curated record. Lineage: Eukaryota; Metazoa; Chordata; Chondrichthyes; Rajiformes; Rajidae. The coding region runs from base 2092 to 3378 and encodes 428 amino acids.
AGAAUUUUAAAUAUCUCUCUUGUGCAGCUGAAUUGUUCAAAUAAAAUAUUUACAAUAUAAAUGAUUUAGAUGAAGGAAUUAAAAGUAACAUUAGCAAAUUUGCAGAUGACACAAAGUUGGGUAGCAGUGUGAACUGUGAAGAGGAUGCUAUGAGGAUGCAGGGUGACUUGUAUAGGUUGGGUGAAUGGGCCGAUGCAUGGCAGAUGCAGUAUAAUGUGGAUAAAUGUGAGGUUAUCCACUUCGGUGGCAAGAACAAGAAGGCAUAUUAUUAUUGAAUGGUGUCAGACCAGGAAAAGGGGAAAUGCAACGAGACCUGGGUGUCCUUGUACAUCAGUCACUGAAAGUAAGCAUGCAGAUACAGAAGGCAGUGAAGAAGGCUACUGGCAUGUUGGCAUUCAUAACGAGAGGAUUUGAGUACAGUAUUGAGAGAUCCUUCUGCAGUUGUACAGGGCCCUGGUGAGACCACACCAAGAGUAUUGUGUGCAGUUCUGGUCUCCUAAUUUGAGGAAGGACAUUCUUGCUAUUGAGGGAGUAUAGCGUAGGUUCACGAGGUUAAUUCCCGGGUUGGCGGGACUGACAUAUGAUGAAAGAAUGGAACAACACUGGAAUUUAGAAGGAUGAUAGGGGAUCUUACAGAAACAUAUACAAUUAUUAAGGAUUGGACAAGCUAGAUGCAGGAAACAUGUUCCCGAUGUUGGAGGAGUCCAGAGCCAGGGGCCACAGUUUAAGAAUAAGGGGUAGGCCAUUUAGAACUGAGAUGAGGAAAAACUUUUUCACCCAGAGAGUUGUGUUUUUGUGGAAUUCUCUGCCUCAGAAGGCAGUGGAUGCCGAUUCACUGGAUGCAUUCAAAAGAGAGUUAAAUAGAGCUCUUAGGGCUAGCGGAAUCAAGUGAUAUGGGGAGAAGGCAGGUACGGGGUACAGAGUGUGGAUGAUCAACCAUGAUCACAUUGAAAGGCGGUGCUGGCUAGAAUAGCCGAAUGGCCUACUCCUGCACCUAUUGUCUAUGUUGCUAUGUUAGUUUUCAAUUUAUCUUUGCAGUUGCACUUGUAAUGUAUAAAGAGGGUUAAUGUAAAUAUACAGCAUUAGAAACAAAGCUGGAAUUGCAGUAUAUAACAAAUCUACUUUUGCAGCUCUUUUUUUCUGUUAUCUGCAUUCUCGCUGUAGCUGUAACACUUUAUUCUGCACUGUUUAUAUUUCUCUUUUGCAUUACCUAAUGUACUCGUCGUGAAUAAAAUGAUUUGCCUGGAUACCACGCAAAACAAAGUUUCUCUCUGUAUCACAGUGCACGAGACAAUGAUCCAAGCCAAACUAGAUGGAGACAUUUUUAGUACUGCUUUGUGAGUAUAGUCAGAAACUUUGCGUUCAUGAAUGGACCACUGUUCAUUCUAGCACAUAAAAUGACGCGUCCUGUUGCCUUUUUAGAGUCGACAACAUGUGGUAUUUGUAUAACUGUGCUGUUAAGAUAAAGAGUUUUCAGGAAGUUAAUUCAUUAUGCGACUUCCUUAUUCACUGCAAGUGUAGGGGGUUUGUUUUGGCAGCUGUUACUAUGCUCAGCUUUUAUUUCUGUUAUUGCGAACUUUUGCUUUUUGUGCCAUAGAAAUCACAACUUCCCUAUUUAGAGUAUUGAAAUGCAUUUAGAAAGCCUCCAUUCUUCCAUUAAUUGAGAUUGAUGGUGAAGGAUUUACGGUAAUUGUAGAACCCCUGCUUGCAGUUUAAUACCUGUGAAUAGCUUUUAUUUUAAAAUGUCUUUCAGUGGGCAGGUCUAAUUGCAACCUGUCCCCUCCUUGAGGUAUGCAUUUUCAGUUGUCGUCUGUGUUAGUACUGUAUUGGAUAGCUGGCAGGACGUGACCUAGAUUAAUAUUUUAAGUCCAACAGUGCACUUGUUACUGCUUGUGACGAGAAUAAAGGCGACAAAAUACAGAAGUGAAUCCAACAUGGAGCAAUUGUUGCCUCUGAUAUUCUACUCGAGACUUUGAUUAUUUGAAAUUAUGGCUACUGCUCUUCUGUUCUGACAGGAAUUUGUUUGCUAAGAAACUAAAAGAUUCCAUACCAUUAGACCAGAAUACUCCAGGCUGGAAAUUGUUUGGGAAGAUGCCAGCCAAGGAAAGCACUCUCAAAGAAUCCGAGAGAAUUCAGCAGGAAUAUGAAGAAGGAUCUGGGAGAGCUCAGAAGUCCCCCUCUCCGAAUCAAUGUGUAAGGAAAAAUCUAGACUUCGAACCUCUCUCCACAACAGCCCUUAUUCUUGAGGACAGGCCAGCAAAUCUCCCAGCAAAACCAGCUGAAGAAGCUCAGAAACAUAGGCAGCAGUAUGCGGAGAUGGUGGCUCAAGUGAAAAGACGAGAACAAAAAGAUGCCCAGAGACGAAGGAAGCUAUUGGAAGACAGGUGUAAACUGGAGGAAAGCAUUGGUAAUGCUGUGAUGACUUGGAACAAUGAAGUACUACCCAACUGGGAGACUAUGUGCAAUUCUCGUAAAGUUCGCGAUCUCUGGUGGCAAGGAAUUCCUCCAAGUGUAAGAGGGAAGGUGUGGAGCUUGGCAAUAGGAAAUGAUUUAAACAUAACUCAUGAACUAUAUGAAAUUUGCUUGUCGCGAGCUAAAGACAAAUGCAGAUCUCUCAGUACAGCACACUCGGACAUAGACAAUGAAGAUCAAGGAUUAUCUGCAGCAGACAGGGAAGCCAGUCUAGAGCUCAUAAAAUUGGACAUUUCUCGUACAUUUCCUAACUUUUGCAUUUUUCAGCAGGGAGGUCCUUAUUAUGAUAUACUGCACAGCAUUCUAGGAGCAUACACCUGUUACAGACCUGAUGUAGGAUAUGUGCAAGGAAUGUCUUUCAUUGCUGCCGUGCUUAUUUUGAACCUGGAUACUGCAGAUGCCUUCAUUGCCUUUGCUAAUUUAUUGAAUAAACCAUGUCAAAUGGCAUUUUUUCGUGUGGACCACAGCCUUAUAUUGAAAUAUUUUGCCGCCUUUGAGGUGUUCUUCGAGGAAAAUUUACCAGGGUUGUUUAUACACUUCAAGAAAAACAACCUUACCCCAGAUAUUUAUUUAAUUGACUGGAUAUUCACGCUGUACAGUAAAUCUUUUCCUCUGGACCUUGCUUGUCGUGUCUGGGAUGUAUUCUGUCGUGAUGGAGAAGAAUUUCUUUUCAGAACUGCUCUGGGAAUCUUGAAGCUUUAUGAGGAUAUUUUGACCCAAAUGGACUUUAUUCACAUGGCACAGUUCCUGACCAAGCUACCUGAGGAGAUGUUAGCCGAGGAUCUAUUUGGAACCAUAACAGCCAUUCAAAUGCAGAGUAGAAAUAAAAAAUGGGCUCAGAUACUCUCAGCAUUGCAAAAAGAUACAAGGGAGCUGGAUAAAGGAAGUCCUGCUAUGAAGCGAUGACCUGUAUAUAUGAAUGUUUGAAGCCAUGUUGUAGUCAAUUGAGUGUUAGACUCAAAAAAUGGAAAUAAGACUUUGUAUGUCACAGUGAUGGGUUUCUUACUGCGAUUUACAACAUCGUGUUAUUUGAUACUAACACUGGAGUAAGCCUUAAAAGAAUAUUCUUAUAUAAUUGAAAUUAUGGAUGCAGCCUUAAGAUUUUUGCACAGCCUCUUCUCCUAUGUAUCAUAGGCAGUUGUUUUAUUUUAAUCCCAAUAAUAUUUCUAAAUAAAAUAUUUAUUGCACGUCAACUAUACCUAAUUCACAACAUACUGUUAAGUAUAUUCUCAUAUUUGUCAAAUAUGAUAUCUAAACCUUCCAUGUCCAAACAAUGGAAGUGAUCACUAAAUGUGGCAGUCUAGUUUAUCUUUCAUCUUUGCUGCCUUUUUUCUCCAUACUACUUAUUCAAAAAAUCUGGGUAACAUUAAACUUAAACCAUAAACCUUAUUCCCAACACAUUAAUUAAUGCUUAAUAUAACCGAUGCAUCCAACUUCAGGCUAGUUUUUAUUUUUAACACUUUUGCAGUUAUCCGUUUACAUACACCAAAAUUACAUCUUAUUUUGCAUAUAAUUGUAGAAUUGUAUGCUUCCUUAUAUUUGACCUAACUCUGCUGUUCUUGACUUAUAAAUGCAACAGCACUAUGGCUGCAUCCAUUCAUCACAAGCUGUUUAGAAUAAUACCACUAUUUUUGUUCUCAUAAGCUUUGCAUUUGAAGUAGAGCUGCUGUCAUUUUGGUGCUACCUGUGCGGAUUCGAGAGUAAUAGAACAAUAUGAUCUUAGCAGCAAAAUAAGUUUAUAGACAACAAAAUGUAAUACAAUUUCUACUUCGUUAUAACAUUUUCACAAUAACUCUGGCAUUGCUGUAUUGUGAUCAGUGAAUAUGACAAUUAAAACAUUUGUCAAUGGGUUAAACACUGUCUUUAUAGUAAGGAGGAAUUGCUGUUUGCAGGCAGAAGAGGGAACUCGGUGUCUGUGUACUUAUAAAUGUGUGAUAUAUUUCUUGGUAAUCUUUAGCUCAGGGCAUUUUUCUCUGUGAAAGUAAAUAGCUUCAUCCAACCACCAGAAGUUUAAAAAGAGGCUAAAAUAUUAACUUGCUUUUUCAUAGCUGCUUGAUCUCAUGUACGGCUCGUGACCUGAUACUUGCACUUUCCUAUCGUCCUUUUGGAAAAAUAAGAAUAUGAUAUAAAACUUGGGAAUUUUGGAGUUUGGUUACAAUCAACUUGGCACUGUGCAUACACAUGCACACUUUUCAUCUUGAGCUUUAACCCAGGGUGACUUUUCUAUCACUGCACAUCAUUACCAUCCAGUCCUAUACAUAUUUUCCAUUCUGGGAUCUCAGCAGGGUCUAUUUGGAGUGCUAAGCGCUUUUCUUCAUGUUUCCAUAUCUAGCUGUAGCAGCCCCACCACCAGCCUGCAGAGAAAGCUGAUUCUAUGCAAACAAUUGUUUGAAUCUACAAUUCUGGAAUCUGUUCAACAAACAUAAGUUUAUUUUGACAAUGAGAUAACUGGUCAACAAAAAGUCAUCUAAGGCAGUUCUGAUUUCAGCCUUGAUUCUACGGAAUCUUUGAUACUGGAAUGUGUUACCAUUGUUGAUGUUGCAGCCAGUUACUGAAUUGGUGGUGUGCAAUUUGUUUAUCAGGAUAGUUGCUGAGUAACAUCCUCAUUUGAUAGAACUAGCACCAAAUAUUUGAACUGAAAAUUGUAUUUGGAUUUUAUUCCAAUCUGUCAAAUUAGCCUGAUUUCAGGGAUAUUAGAUCAACUUGUAAAACACUUCCAAUAUAUUCAUUCCCACUUAACCUCAAACAUUGUUCCAACUUUAUCUCACGAUUGGUUGUUCUGAGGUUUAUAAGCAGAGAUGGAAUAUCUAUCCCAGGACCAGAAAAUGUUUGUGUGUGAUUUGAAUUUUUUCUGUGGAAUAGGGACUGCCCAUAGUACCAAAUUUGAUAACAGUGGUGUUCUAGCUUGUUCCAUUUUGUAUGGUUGUUGUGCGUGCUCUUGAGUGCAUUGAUGUGUGGAAUGUCUCUAAAAAUCAAGCGUACAAUGGAGACAGCAUCCCUUUGAAGAUCAAUUAUCCUUCAACUCGGGAUGUCGAAUGUUCAUGACUGUUACAAUAUUUGAAAACCUAAUUUGAUUACAGAAAGAGAUUCCACAUUUUGCCAUUUUAAAAUACAAUGAAUCAAAAGAAAUGUACGAUUACAAUGACUGUGAAUGUAUUUUAUUCUGGUAUCGUGUAAAUUCAGCAGUUACGUCACAUUAAUAACUGCAUUUAUGCUGUGGAAAGCUCUGGCCAGUGUUGACCACUUCACAAGAUAAUCAUCCCAGUGGCUUUUGCAAAAGUGAACUAUCCAGUCCUUAGCUGUUGAUUGCUCUAGGAGUUGUAAAUAUCAUAUCAGCACUCUUGUUAACUCAUUUUACACAAAUUUGCACUUGUGUAAAAUGUCUUUAACUGGUACUCGUUAGUCUACUUCAUCUUCAGUUUUUUGUGUGCAGUACUCUCAUCAUACAAUGCUUUUUUAUAGAUGUGAUUCAUCAUGCAGGUGAAGAUUUAUUUUGGUAGUGUGAAGAAUAAUUGAAUGCUGCAAUAAUUGAAUAUUUGCACAGUUACCUUUGAAAUAAUUAAUUGUGAAAUAUCCCCUUUAUGGGGUGUGGUAGUUGAGCUGAGAAUUCUUUCAUGAAUUUCAUAAGGUUUGAGGCACUUGGUAACAAACAAUGCAAUUAAUAUAUGUAUAUAAGUCUCAAUUUAGCUAUUUCAAAUUGUACAGAUUUAAAUGUAUAACUCUGUUUUGACAGAUCACUUCAUUGUGACUGCAAUGUGAUGUAUUACAUUAUUUCUGGAUUUUGUUGGCACUGGAAGUUAUUUUCACAUAUUUUAACUGUUCACUCUGGCAUAUAAUUGACACCAUUUCAAAUUUGAACUAGUGUUUUAAAAAGCCCGACUGUAAUUUUAGCAAUGUUCCACACCCUAUUAAUGUUUAAUUUACUUCAGUCCUGGGCAUAAGUAAGGUCACGAGAUUAUAAAAGAAUGUGUACCAAAUACAGAGUGUUAGAUUUCCCUUUGAAUGUAAAUAAGAGUUUUUCCUAAAAUAUCUGAAUAAAGAUGGAUAUAGAGAAA